AUGUCUGACAUCAAGAACGUUAUUCUUGUUGGUGCCACUGGCAAUCUUGGCCCAUCUGUCCUCGACGCCCUCCGGGCGUCAUCGUUCAAUGUCACAGUUCUCGAACAGCACACAUUGUCAUCAAUAUUUCCCUCCGACGUGAAGGUCAUCCGCGCAGACUACGAUGCCCCCGACGCACUCAGGAGCGCAUUCCAAGGCCAGGAUGCUGUAGUCCUCACGGUAGGAGCCCCCGCCAUCCCCGACCAACCUCGAUACAUCGACGCCGCCAUCGCGGCAGGCGUGAAGCGUUUCAUCCCCAGCGAAUUCGGAAGCAACACGCAGAAUCCCAGGGCCCUCGAGCUCGUCCCCGCUUUCGGCGUGAAGAACGGCGUUGUCGAUUACCUCAUCAGCAAGCAGGAUGCCAUUUCGUGGACUGGUAUCAUCACGGGUCCUUUCAUUGACUGGGCUAUGAACUCUGGAUUGUUGGGCUACAAUGCUGCUACCAAGACUGUGACUCUUAUCGAUGAGGGAACGGGGGAGAUCUCCUGCACGCCGCUUCGACAGGUCGGCGAGGCCGUGGUUAAGUCGCUGGAGAAUGCUGACUUGACCAAAAACCAAAUCGUCUACGUCUCAUCGUUCCAGACUUCACAGGUGGAAAUCCUGUCGACGGUCGAGAAGCUGACAGGAGAGAAAUGGACCGUCAAACAUAUUACUAGCAAAGAGCUGUUCGCCAUCGGUCACAAGAAGCUCAGCCAAGGGGACAAGAAAGCCGGAACCAGUGCGCUUAUCAAAGCUGCCGAGUUCAGCUCGGAGAACCUAGGGGACCAUGCAUCAGAGGGUCUCUGGAAUGAGAAGCUGGGGUUGAAAAAGGAGAGUUUCGAAGAGGCGAUCAAGGCUGGGCUUGCGGGUCAGGUUCUUUCCCUUUGA
Messenger RNA from Aaosphaeria arxii CBS 175.79, 906 nucleotides. Its product is annotated as NAD(P)-binding protein. Lineage: Eukaryota; Fungi; Ascomycota; Dothideomycetes; Pleosporales. Bases 1 to 906 code for a protein of 301 amino acids. The transcript is spliced from 3 exons. The record is from RefSeq and is a predicted model, not a curated record. Gene Ontology annotation, molecular function: oxidoreductase activity.